This is a messenger RNA of Oldenlandia corymbosa var. corymbosa, 2427 nucleotides long. Lineage: Eukaryota; Viridiplantae; Streptophyta; Magnoliopsida; Gentianales; Rubiaceae. The record is from the annotation of a GenBank genome assembly.
AUGGGUGGCCAGAUGCAGCAGAGCAAUGCUGCGGCUACUGCUCUGUAUGAUCACCCUGGAAAUGGGGCCCCCGCCGGCGGUGAUGCCGGAGACGCCGUCAUGGCUCGGUGGCUUCAAUCCGCAGGGUUACAGCAUCUGGCCUCUCCAUUGGCUUCGACGGGAAUCGAUAAUCGCCUGCUGCCCAACCUUCUUAUGCAGGGAUAUGGAGCACAAUCUGCAGAAGAGAAGCAACGGCUUUUCAAACUAAUGAGAAACCUUAAUUUUAAUGGAGAACCUGGUUCCGAGCCAUACACUCCGACUGCCCAAAGUUCAGGUGGAUUUGCUUCUUCAGAUGGGUUGUAUUCGCCUGAAUUUAGGGGUGAUUUUGGUGCUGGUCUCCUGGACCUACACUCUAUGGAUGACACAGAGCUCUUAUCUGAGCAUGUAAUUUCUGAACCUUUUGAACCAUCACCUUUCAUGCCUGCUGUUUCAAAAGCAAUUGAUAACGACUAUGAGAUGAUCACCAGUCAGCAGCAAAAAGGAAAAAUGGAUGCAGAUGCUCAAGCUGGAUUACUUGCGACUGACAAAGAUAGUAGUACAAGAGAGAACAAUGUGGCGAAGAUCAAAGUCGUGGUGCGUAAAAGACCCUUGAACAAGAAAGAAAUUUCUCGGAAGGAGGAUGAUAUUGUGACUGUACAUGAGAAUGCAUAUUUGACAGUGCAUGAGCCGAAAUUAAAGGUUGACUUGACUGCCUAUGUUGAGAAGCACGAGUUUUGUUUUGAUGCUGUUCUAGAUCAGAAUGUCACUAAUGAUGAGGUAUAUCGAGAAACUGUAGAACCAAUAAUCCCUACAAUUUUUCAACGCACAAAAGCUACAUGUUUUGCAUACGGCCAGACCGGUAGUGGCAAGACAUACACAAUGCAGCCGUUACCUCUUAGAGCUGCUGCUGAUCUUGUUAGAUUGCUGCAUCAGCCUGUCUAUCGUAAUCAGAGAUUCAAGUUGUGGCUUAGCUUCUUCGAGAUAUAUGGCGGAAAACUCUUUGAUCUUCUCAGCGAGAGGAAAAAGCUGUGCAUGAGGGAAGAUGGACGGCAACAAGUUUGUAUCGUUGGAUUGCAAGAAUUUGAAGUCUCUGAUGUCCAAAUUGUGAAAGAAUAUAUUGAGAGGGGAAAUGCAGCCAGAAGUACAGGCUCUACUGGUGCUAAUGAGGAAUCAUCUCGAUCUCAUGCAAUUUUACAGCUUACAGUGAAAAAACAUAUUGAGGUAAAAGACUCCAGGAAGAACAUUGAUGUGAAUGAUUCCCGGCAUGGAAAGGUUGUCGGGAAGAUCUCUUUUAUUGACCUUGCUGGUAGUGAGAGAGGUGCUGAUACAACUGACAAUGAUCGGCAAACACGAAUUGAAGGUGCGGAAAUCAACAAGAGUCUUUUGGCUCUUAAAGAAUGUAUUCGUGCGCUGGACAAUGACCAGCUCCAUAUUCCUUUCCGAGGUAGCAAACUUACUGAAGUGCUGCGUGACUCCUUUGUUGGCAACUCCAGGACUGUUAUGAUUUCGUGCAUUUCACCAAAUGCUGGUUCCUGUGAGCAUACGCUGAAUACAUUAAGAUAUGCUGACAGGGUCAAAAGUCUUUCCAAAAGUGGGAACACAAAGAAAGAUCAAGGCUCAAAUUCAUUACCCCCAACUGUUCCCGCUUCAGCACCUUCUACUUCUAUCUCUGGUGAUGUAGAAGAUGCAUUUGAACCAUAUCCAGAAUCUAGAGGAGUGGAAACAAACAGAGGAUCUGUAGAAAAAGAACAUGCUGCUUACAAUUCUUCAAGUGAUUUUGAUAAGCCACCAUCGAGUUUUAUCUCAAAUUAUAAUUCCAAUGGACGGGAGGAACCUCAGGCAACUUCUAAUGCUCCAGAAAAGGAGAAGUUUGACAUGAAAUCUUCUCAUGGGAGCACCACAAGUCAGAAAGUUGGAUCGGCUUCAACUUCACAAAUUUUAGUUGACACAGAGGAAAAAGUUCAGAAAGUUUCUCCUCCUCGUCGAAAAGCUUACAGGGAUGAAAGGCCUGAAAAAGUGGGAAGCUUGCCCAAAAAAGAUGGUUUUGGUUCUGAUUGGUCAAGACAGCAGAAUGUGAACAGUGCCAGCACAAAUCACGUUGGAUCUAAAUCAUAUGAGAUUGAGACGCCUCAGGAGGAUCGUAUCAAUGAGAUACUUCAGGAAGAAGAGGCCCUCAUUGCUGCACACAGAAAAGAAAUUGAAGAUACCAUGGAGAUUGUGCGUGAGGAGAUGAAACUGUUGGCUGAGGUUGAUCAACCUGGCAGUCUUAUUGAUAACUAUGUCACACAGUUGAGCUUUGUGUUAUCUCGCAAAGCUGCAAGCCUAGUCAGCCUGCAGGCUCGCCUUGCCAGAUUCCAACAUCGAUUGAAGGAGCAAGAAAUAUUGAGUAGAAAACGGGUGCCACGCUGA